CUCCAGAUAAGUUUUGACAGCUGUAGGUUGAGAGGGAGGAGGGAGUAGAGCUGCUAUUUUUAUCUCCCUUCCACAGAGGCCUGCAGCAGAUGCAGAAACCACGUUUCCUCUCUCCAGAAAGUGAUCAGUCCUUCUGGAUCUCCUUUCCCUUUCUGGCCGACGGGAGAAACUUCUGGAGCUCUGACGAGACAUAAAGACCCGGAGACGCAGCCGGGUGGGAGCAAGGUUUCCAGACGUGAGCAGAGAGAUCCAGAUAGAGGACGAGCAACAGACCGACAUGGCUCUGCUGUGCUACAACAAAGGCUGCGGAGAGAAGUUUGACCCUGACAAGAACAAGGAUGAUUCCUGUCUCUUCCAUCCGGGAGUUCCCAUCUUCCACGACGCCCUGAAGGGCUGGUCCUGCUGCAAGAAGAGGACGACCGACUUCUCAGAGUUCCUCUCCAUCAAGGGCUGCAGCCGCGGGCGCCAUGACAACGUGCAGCCCCAGGAGCCCCUGAGGCCGGCGGUGUCGUCAGAUAAGGGGGGGAUUAAACACACGGCAGACCAGGAGAUCAUCUACCAAGGCCCCAAAUCUGCUGAGACGCUGCAGAGAGAGAGGCCCAGUUCUGAAGAGCCCAGGACCAAGCUGCCUCACAAGGUGUCGGCGUCGCUGGUUCAGGUGCUGGAGAAGCUGGACAUCAACAUGAACGCCGACAUGGAGAAGAAAGAGAGUGAGGCGGUCAUGGUCGGGACCCGCUGCAAGAACCCAGGCUGCAAGACAGUCUACCAAGGCCCAGAGACGGACAUGGAGGUCUGCACCCACCACGCCGGAGGCCCCGUCUUCCACGAGGGAUAUAAAUACUGGAGCUGCUGCUGCAUCAGGACGACAGACUUCAACGCUUUCCUGGAUCAAAAGGGCUGCAGCACGGGGAAGCACCGCUGGGUCCCCAAGAAGGACAAAAAGAAGGUGGCGUGUCGACACGACUGGCACCAAACUGGGAACAACGUCGUCGUAACAAUUUACGCCAAGAACUCGAACCCGGAACUUUGCACCAUCGAGGCCAACCAGACGGUGCUCUCGUGUCUAAUCCAGUUUGACAACAAUCACAUCUUCAAGAGAGAGUUCCACCUCUGGGGGGUGAUCAACGUCAAGCAGAGCUCCGUCAACAUGGUCCCGUCCAAGGUGGAGGUCACGCUCCGAAAGGCCGACCAGGUGGCCUGGGGCAAGCUGGAGGACCCCACCUACGUACCCGAGCCGGAGCCUGUCGACGACACCGUCGCCGAGGACAACGAGCCCCAUCCGCCCGACUGGGAAAUCGACGACGACGACAUCAGCGACUCGGACGAGGAAUGGGCCUACGACACUCCGGAGAAUAGGAAGAGAGGGCAGAAGGCCGGCGACGGGGGGGAGGACAAAGAGAUGGAAGCCCAGAACCUAAAGAGGAAGGAGGUGGAGGAGGAGAUGAAGAGGGCGAUGGAGGAGAAGAAGAGGGCAGAGGAGGAGAGGAGGAAGCUGGAGGAGCAGAGGAAGCAGGAAGACCAGGAAGGAUAUGAAGACAUGCCGGAGCUGGAGGAUGAUGCUGAGGUGGAGUAAUAGUUUUUGAAGCACAAACGUGGUUCCUGCUGCCUCCUGCUUACUUUGAAAGUCCUUCAUAAACAAUUUAACAGCCAUCAGGAAGUGAUCAGAAACAAGUUACCUGUGAAAUGACCGCUCUACUCUCCAUAUGCACACGUGAAUGUUGCUAUUUUUCAGCUUGAUCAAAAUAAAUAAACUUUUCUAUGUCUAUUCCCGCGGCUGAGUUUCUGUCUGAACGUUCUCGUGUAACGUUUGAUGAGCAGCAGCUGAGAUCGGCUCAUGAAAAGCUCCUCGUCAGUGAUUCCAGGUGAUGAAACCGUCUCAUCCUGUCCACAGCCCUCACCCCUAACCCUCGUCCCAUGAGUCAAACACUCCUACAGCAGCAGCUGAGGUCGGUUUUAUGUUUCCAUGGUGACCUGAAAAUGUGGGUGCAGUUAUAAGAAGAAAAACUUAACGUGAAACACUGAUAUCAACGAUAGGUUUGGUGCCAAUAAACAUUAUGCAAGUAUAUGUAAACAGAGGUGCCAAGUAGAAAGUUUGGUUAUCUAUACUUCACUGGAGUAAUUAUUUUUCAGACGACUUUUUACGUUUACUCCACAAUUAUCUGUACUUUUUACUCCUUACAUUUUAAAAACAGCCUUGUUACUCUGUUUCAUUUCGGCCUUUAAAAAAAAACUAUCCAGUUAAAUUGCUCCAUCCGGAUAGAGUGAAUUUGGUUGUGGUUGUUUCAGAUGUUCUUGUCCAGUUUUGUUCUUACAUCCGUUCCCUCAGAU
This is a messenger RNA of Cololabis saira (Pacific saury), 2328 nucleotides long. RefSeq lists its product as uncharacterized. The record is from RefSeq and is a predicted model, not a curated record. Bases 278 to 1573 code for a protein of 431 amino acids. The transcript has 11 exons. Lineage: Eukaryota; Metazoa; Chordata; Actinopteri; Beloniformes; Belonidae.